Messenger RNA from Sorex fumeus (smoky shrew), 2860 nucleotides. RefSeq names its product PDLIM1 interacting kinase 1 like (gene PDIK1L). NCBI's taxonomy places the organism in Eukaryota, Metazoa, Chordata, Mammalia, Eulipotyphla, Soricidae. The record is from RefSeq and is a predicted model, not a curated record. Gene Ontology annotation, molecular function: protein kinase activity; ATP binding. Bases 246 to 1271 code for a protein of 341 amino acids. The transcript has 3 exons. Gene Ontology annotation, biological process: protein phosphorylation.
CCCAGCCCCGCGCCGCAGCGCCUCGGCAUCCGCACCGCCCGCAAACCGGGCUCAGUGAGUCUGACAAAAGGUGCAGCCUCCCUCCCGGCGGGCCGCACGCCAGGCCUCCCCGCUCGGCCCGCCUCCCCGCGCGGAGGUUCCAGCCAGCCGCAGGUACCCGCGGCCCGCGCCGAGGAAAAUGCACGCGGCCUUCGGCCCGGAGACCUCCGCACACCUGCCCGCAGCUCGAAACCUUGACCUUGAAGAUGGUGAGUAGCCAGCCAAAGUACGAUCUAAUACGGGAGGUAGGUCGAGGUAGUUACGGUGUUGUGUAUGAAGCAGUAAUCAGAAAGACUUCUGCAAGGGUGGCUGUGAAGAAAAUUCGAUGCCAUGCGCCUGAAAAUGUUGAACUAGCCCUGCGUGAGUUCUGGGCGCUAAGCAGUAUCAAGAGCCAACAUCCUAAUGUGAUUCACUUGGAAGAAUGCAUCCUGCAAAAAGAUGGGAUGGUGCAGAAGAUGUCUCAUGGCUCUAAUUCUUCCCUUUACUUACAGCUUGUAGAGACUUCAUUAAAAGGAGAAAUUGCCUUUGAUCCCAGAAGCGCCUAUUACUUGUGGUUUGUGAUGGAUUUUUGUGAUGGAGGAGAUAUGAAUGAGUAUCUGUUGUCCAGAAAACCCAAUCGUAAAACUAAUACCAGCUUUAUGCUUCAGCUAAGCAGUGCCCUGGCUUUCUUACAUAAAAACCAGAUCAUCCAUCGAGAUCUAAAACCUGAUAACAUCCUGAUUUCUCAAAGUCGGUUGGAUACCAGUGACUUGGAACCCACACUAAAAGUGGCUGAUUUUGGUCUAAGUAAAGUUUGUUCAGCCUCUGGGCAGAACCCAGAAGAACCUGUCAGUGUAAACAAAUGUUUCCUUUCCACUGCAUGUGGCACAGAUUUCUAUAUGGCUCCCGAAGUGUGGGAGGGACAUUACACAGCAAAGGCUGAUAUCUUUGCACUGGGAAUUAUCAUCUGGGCAAUGCUGGAAAGAAUCACAUUCAUAGACACAGAGACAAAGAAAGAACUCUUGGGGAGUUAUGUAAAACAAGGAACUGAGAUUGUACCUGUUGGGGAGGCACUUCUGGAAAAUCCCAAAAUGGAACUUCUCAUUCCUGUGAAGAAAAAGUCUAUGAAUGGGCGAAUGAAACAGCUGAUUAAGGAAAUGCUGGCUGCAAACCCUCAGGAUCGUCCAGAUGCUUUUGAACUAGAACUCAGAUUAGUACAAAUUGCAUUUAAAGAUAGUAGCUGGGAAACGUGACACCUAGGUUAUUUGCAAAUAUCUUGGAUGAUAAUGCUGCUUCUGUUUAAACAGUGAUGCAACAAAAUGUGGCUGAGAAGGAAUAUCAAAAGCUAAGUUCCACAUUCAAAGAGUUUAGAUUUUAUUGUGGGGUGUUCUCCUCCUCGUUUUUUCUUAAGUCCAAGAUGGCCAUUUUGUUAGUAUGUUUUAAAUGUGUAUUACCAAUGUGGUUGUAAAUUUUUUUUUAAAUGAUCAUUGGUAGAAGUUUGGCAGGAAAAUUCUCUUAAGAGCCAAGAAGAGAAGAGAGUACAGUUUUCUGGAAAUAUGUCUCUAAGUAUUUUAGACAUUCCUUGUCAGUAUUAGGAAUUUCCAUGGAAGAAGAGGUUUGCAUGCUGGUAAUGCAACCAUUAAAGCUUUGUAAAGGAAACAUAUAUGUAUAUAUUUAUGUAUAUGUAUGUGAAUGUGUGCGUUUUUGCAUUCCACAUAAAAAUGCCACUUCUGUUUAUAUUAUUUGAUGUAGGUUUGGCUUUUGAAAUUUGCUGGUGAAAUCAGUGAUGAGAAAUAAAAGGACUUUUCCUAGUCUUCCUACCCAGUUCCUCCCUUUGAUAAAAUUAUACUUUUUUUUAAAAUUUUAUAAUAUACAGCUCUUUUUAAGGCAUCAAUUUGGAGGGGCUAAAACUAUCUGAUUAAACAAAUGAAAUUGAAUAAUUCAAAGCUGCUGAAGUAUGUUUGCACUCUCCGUUGCCCUGUAGCUACAGGAGUUGAAUUAGUCAUGCAAUUGUGUGGUAGCAGGUUGGCAAGGAUAUUGAUGAUUCAGCCGUACCUUCUUUAGGUAAGUAGCCAAAUGUUCAGGUAACCAAUUAACCAAUGCUUUAGUACAUGUCUACACUUGAGCAUCUACAAUCUGAUAUAAAUCUGAACAAGUCUUAGGUUUCCGAAAACUUUUCUAUAUUUAGUACUUGAUAAUCAAUUUUUUAUUUUAAGACCUUCAGCAUCAGCAUAAAGUUGAAGAAACUAAAUGAACUCCACAUUUCCUCCCUUGAAAUGAUCUCUUUUUUUUUUUUUAAUGAUCUCUUGUUUAUUCACUGGAAUUUCUUUCGUUUUGACACUAAUGUUUUGUCUAUGUUGACACAGUAACAGUAGUGAUAUGGUUAUAUUUAAAUGCUCAUCCCCUUGUUCUAAAGUAGGAGAUGAUACUCUACAGUUUAGCAAGUGGGUAAAAUAUAUCAGCUAUAUUCUUUAAAGGAAAAAGUUGACCAUUUUAUACAAUUCCUCAGUGUGGGUAUUUAAAAACAAACCGUUCUUGAAGUCAAUUUGACUUUAAUGCUACUUAGUUUUCUCCAGUAUGUUUUCCUGAAAUUGCAGAUUGUUUAACAUCUAAGGAAGGUUUUCCUAAAACAGAACAUUAGCCUUUAAGGUUAGAUAGACUUUAAGACCAUUGUAUCUGGGUUAAUCUUUAUAAAACACUAGACUCUUUGGUCAAAAAAUAAGGGGUGGGAAAGGAUUAGUAUAUUGAAGUUGUUGAUAAUUUGCAGUCUCCCCAGCUAUUUUGAACUUCCACAACUCUUGGAAUAUUGCAGUCACAUUUUUUCCUUGUUUGAUACGUGUUC